GGAGGGAGGGAGGGAAAGGGAGAUAAGUGUAGUGCCAGAUGUGCAGUACAUAAAUACCGGCCGCUCUUUAGUUCCUGCCUCCUGAACCCUAGGAAGUUAGAACCAGGGCCAGAGAGAGAAGACUGAGAGUCAGGAAGAGGAGCUGCCUUUCCUGGGUCUGGAGCUGGUUGGUUUGCAGCUAGGGAGCAAUCAGGUGCCAUGUCUUUAGCUGGGGUGAGCUGUCUGGUGACAGGAGCAGGGGGAUUUCUUGGCCAGAGAAUUGUCCGCUUACUGCUGGAGGAAGAGAAGGAGCUGGCUGAGAUCCGAACCCUGGACAAAACCUUUAGCUAUGAGGCACGCAGGAAUUUUACAAAUUUCAAGAGUCAGACUGUGGUGAAGAUCCUGGAAGGGGACAUCCGGGAUGCUAUGUUCUUGAACAGCGCCUGCCAGGGUGUCUCCCUUGUCAUCCAUACAGCAUCCAUCAUUGACACCUUGGGCCUUGUAGAGAAGCAGCUGCUCUGGGAAGUCAAUGUAACGGGUACCCAGCUACUGCUGGAUGCCUGUGUCCACAGUAAUGUCCAGCACUUCAUCUACACCAGUACCAUAGAAGUGACAGGCCCAAACUGCAGAGGGGACCCCAUCUGCAAUGGGGAUGAAGAUACAGCCUACGAGAGCACAUCAGGAUUUCCUUAUGCCCAGAGUAAGAGACUGGCAGAGACAUCUGUGCUGAAGGCAAAUGGCCAGGCGCUGAAGGAUGGUGGCAUCUUCCUGACAUGUGCCUUGAGGUCCAUGUACAUCUUUGGAGAAGAAUCCCCGUUUCUCCAGAAUCACCUGGAUAAAAGCCUCUUGAAUAAAAAUGUCUACCUGCGGAUUUCUAGGAAGGAGGCUCUGGUGAAUCCUGUAUAUGUGGGAAACAUUGCAUGGGCUCACAUCCAGGCGGCUAAAGCCCUGAGGAACCCGGAAAAAGCCAAGCAUGUCCAAGGGCACUUCUACUACAUCUCUGAUGACACUCCUCACAUGAGCUAUGCUGACCUAAAUUAUGAGCUGACCAAGGAGCUGGGGUUUGGGAUUGAGCCCCACCCGCCCAUGCCGCUGAUGAUGCUGUACUACUUUGCGCUACUGCUGGAGAUUGUGAGCUUCCUGCUUAGGCCCUUUGUCAAAUACAUCCCCUCCACCAACCGUCACCUUGUGAUCUUGCUGAACACGCAGUUCACAUUCUCCUACGGGAAGGCAUGGCGGGAUUUUGGCUACGUGCCCCGCUACAAAUGGAAAGAGGCCAAGCAGCGCACCAACCAGUGGAUUGCCUCAGUGAUUCCGCAAAGGAGGGAGUACCUGAAAAACAAGGCUGCCUAAACCGGAGAGAAGCUGAAGCAUGGCAUGACGAGCAGGCCCAUGAGCCACAGGUGAGCUGGAGGAAUUGCAGUAAAAAGACAACAAAGCAUUGAAAUGUGAAAUCUGUGUAAUGAAAAAUUGGAAUGAAUAAAGAAUAUGAAACUCUUCA
Mauremys mutica (yellowpond turtle) is the source of this 1480-nucleotide messenger RNA. Its product is annotated as 3 beta-hydroxysteroid dehydrogenase/Delta 5-->4-isomerase-like. The record is from RefSeq and is a predicted model, not a curated record. The coding region runs from base 199 to 1332 and encodes 377 amino acids. Gene Ontology annotation, molecular function: 3-beta-hydroxy-Delta5-steroid dehydrogenase (NAD+) activity. Lineage: Eukaryota; Metazoa; Chordata; Testudines; Geoemydidae. The transcript is spliced from 4 exons. Gene Ontology annotation, biological process: steroid biosynthetic process.